Meira miltonrushii is the source of this 5321-nucleotide messenger RNA. RefSeq lists its product as uncharacterized. The transcript has 2 exons. The coding region runs from base 104 to 5197 and encodes 1697 amino acids. The record is from RefSeq and is a predicted model, not a curated record. NCBI's taxonomy places the organism in Eukaryota, Fungi, Basidiomycota, Exobasidiomycetes, Exobasidiales, Brachybasidiaceae.
UUUAAGCCGCUUGGCCCUCCUCUUCUAAGCCUUUUGAGGCGUCUUCAUUCUCUAUUCGACCUCAUUCAACGCAUCUCGGGCAAAUUGCCGCUUGCUUGUCAUCAUGCAGACCUCAUAUCAAGGUCAGGCACAAGGCCGCAAUAGUCCGACGAUGAGAAGGCCAUCAGAACAAAGCUCCAAUCCCGACUAUUCAACAGUGCAAUCCGAAGCAUCAGCAUCAAGUCUCUACCGCGCUCCAACCUGGGCAAAGAACAUAAACUUCGACGGAAACUUCAAUCUUGAUCAAUCACAACCAAAUUCAACUCCAGCCGCUUCAGGAACGCGCAAUUCAUCUUUUGCUUCUCCCAUUUCAAUGGUAGGUGUGGCAUUGGGUGGUGAUUCCGAUUUUAAUGGGCUAAGCACUUCAUUCGAUUCUCGUAGACCUUCAGCUGCAACAAGUGCAGCACGAAACUCUAGUGGAGUGGAACAUUCACCCUUUGUUUCAUCUCAUUCACGACAAGGAAGUGGUCAAAUGGGCGCAUAUGGAUCUCCAUUGAACAAACAGUCAAACAGGCAAUCCAUCUUGGCCUCUUCCGCAAGAUUGGCUAAUCAUCAACGAGCAACUUCAUCCUCUUCAUUGGGAGCAACUGUUCCAAUUUCUGCAUCUGAAUCCGCACGACCCUCGAUGCCAUCCCAGCCACAUUCUUCAGCUGACUUAUAUGCCGUUGCAAGCACGCAACAGGAAAGCAGGCCAAGUACUUCAAUGAGCAUGAUCAGUGGCAGUGGUGGUGAACAUAGUGAUUCGGCUAGAAAUAAGGACCUCAAGCGUGCUUCCGUUCUGUCAUUCCAAACAGCUUUGAGUGGCAUGGGAGGAUAUGCAAGUAAUGAUGAAGCGAAUGGCGCACCUGAGCUAGAACAUUUGGAUGAUGCAAUGCCUCGUAGACCAUGGUUGCAAGGCGCAGAUAAUUAUAGCCGAAGUGGUACAUCGUCAUACAGCUCGUCACCAGAUGACCGACUUCCUGGAGGAUGGAGAGGUCGUGCUUGGCUUAACGAAGCAGAUACAAUCCGGGCAAAUUCUCCUGGCGCAUCCAAUCCAGCAGCAGGAAAUCGAAUUGGUGGAGGAAGAACGCCUUCUCAAUCACCUCGUUUGCUGCUCUCUCCUCUUGUUGAUGAUUCGAGCCGGAAGCGCAUGUCAACCACAUUUGGCCCUUCUAGAUCACCGACGCUGCCCUCCAAAGAUCUUCCUUUGCUUACGCCAGAGUCCGCUUAUGCCGAUUCAACAAUCAUACAAAGUCCACGCAACAAUAAACUGCUCUCGCCAAAUACGACUCAAAUUGGUCUGAUGAGCCCAUCUUCGGCAACAUCAACGAUCGAUGCAGCUCAAGGCAUAUCAGCCAAUGCACCUACCGCUCGAUCAAAUGAAACUAUAGCCCAGCCCAAGCGUCAGAAUACAUUCUCUACAAUCACACCGGAUGUUUCAGAAAACAGAUCUCCGACUCCGCUCGGUGAUAUUGCGCCUGACGCCAGACCAAUACUCGAUACUUCUGCUGCCGAAAUGGAGCGCAUGAUCGAUGAUACUCCGCCGCCAACGCUGCCCGAGAAGAGUUCUCCCCCUGUACCAUCCAAAGAUACGGAGAAGGCUUUAUCAUCUCCUCCUCUGUCGGAUGAUAUCAUUCCAUCACCGUUGCCUAUUAAAGCUGCUCAGCCAUCGCAAAAUGUCGCAAUGACACCAAAUGCUUUGGAAUCAACGUCACCAAUCACAGAUUAUCGAGCCAAACCGUUGGGAAGAUUACCUGAUUCAACAGAUGAGGCAUUGGAGAAGAGGCAAUCACAACAAGAAGCGACGCAAGCAGUACAUCAAAGGAAACCUUCACGAGAUGCUGCAGUGUCUUUAACGCCUAUUGGUGCUGGAGUGGGUGCACAUAAUGCUUCAAGAGGAAGGAGUGAUUCUAAUCCAGCUUUCGCAGUACUGAUGCGUGGUGAACAGAAUGGCAUUGCUGCAAACAGUGCGCCUCGUGCUGCUUUAGCAGAAGGUCCAUCUGCCCCACCUGUUGAAGCCAGGGCAGCAUCCCCUGCAAGUAUCGAAACACCACCUCGUGAACCAAGUCCGCCACCAGAGGGAGAAGUUGAAGCAAGAGCAGAAUGGGAACGGGCACAAAUGCGAAAGUAUUCCGAACAGAACAAAGAACGUACUUCACGAAAGAGUACUUUCCGCGGACAAUUGAAGCCUUUACAAUUGGUUGCAGCUGAAGAAGCCAAACAAAAUAAUCGCAAAAGUAUGGCAUCUUGGUCAAAGCCCGAACAAGGAUCUCCAGCUUUGUCUGCAACGAAAGCUGGACAAAAGGCAGCUGUGAAUGGCGACCGAAGGCUUGAAGGUGUACAAAGUCCAGAUUUGUUAAACGCAUCUCCACUUCAAUCUGCCAAUAAGACCGGCGAAGUAUUGAGCACGCAACAAUUACAAAAGAUGUCUGCUCGUGAUUCUCGUUUAAGUACAUCGAUGAUCAAUAUGGCCAACGGUGUUACGGAGGUAGGAGGUGCAUAUCCAGUCUUUGCAUCUCCCAACCUUUCUGCUUCUGUACCAGGUGGUGCACCUGGCCUUCGACAAUAUUCUGGUAUUAUGCCUCAACGAAGUCUGGUGCCUCCGUUUGAGCUACAAAACAGACCAGACGGUUUACCUUCUGCUUUGACCGGUCCAGACGGUAUUCGACGCAAUCCAAACGAUCCAGACGUUUGUUUGGAAUGUAUGAUGCGAGACGAGGAUAUGAUCGAUGUGCAUGUCUUGGGAACUGGCUUAUGGGAGCGUGAAAGUGAUCGAGAAUUUGAUGAAGCCUGUAGGAUUGAAGCAGAAGAUGACAGCCGCAAGGAGACAUCAGUACAUUCUCAUGGUGGAGCAAACGAUAAUUUGAGCGCAAAUGGCAAUAAUGGCACAGAAAGUGCUUCACAAACAGUUCGGCGAUUGACAAAGAUUCGAGUGAAAAAGGUUGCUAAAGGAGAUCCUCUAACAGCAGAAAGGUUGAAACUGCAUACACAGAUGAAUCCUCCUGCUUCUUCACAUCGCUGGAGAACGCUACAGACAUUCUUGGCCGUUCAAGCUAAAUACAUUGCAAUGGAUCAACGAGCUCGAGGAGUGCAACCGGCACCAUUACCUUUGACGCAUCCUAAACAUCCAGAGUAUGACAAUUUGAUGAUUCGAACAUCCUCUAAUGAUUCAAAGCGCAAUCAAACAAGCAAUUUGAUCAAGAUUGAUGAGCGUGCACCGAUGAACGCUCAAGAACGCCUUCAAAAGGAAAAAGACAUUCAAUCUGCACGAGAAGCAAGAAGGCGAAAUGCAGUAUCUGCUACAGAAUCACGCAACGUUCUUCCUGCACCGCCAGGCUCACUUUCAGGUCUUAGAGCGCAAACACCCACUGCAGGAUUAGAAAGCCCAGUAGCAGAAGACGAUGCAAUGAAAAGAUUGUCAGCACCCCUUCUCGGAAAUGAAAAUGGAUCAAACCAUAGCAUCCCGAGAAGGAACAAUAAUCUUCCUGCUCCGCCGUAUGGUCGAAUGGGAAGCGUGCAGGAUUUGCGAUCAGUUCCUCAUGCAACAAUCAAAUCACCAGUCAUGGACGUUCCUCCUUCUCCUUCCAGUUCAUUAGCACCACCUUCUGCUCCUUUCAGAUCUUCCACCCCGCAAGCGUUUGGCGGUCACAGAGGAAUGCGUACAACUUCAUCUCAACUCUCUUUGGCGAAUAGUGGAAUUUCCAUGAUUGACAUGCACGUUGGUACAGAAGACAGGAAGGAUCAUAAGUUAGCACAGACUGGAUUCUUGCCUGGAACACCUUUGCAUGCCACUAGUCCAAGUGCUUUCAAUCGAGCAUAUUACGGUUUCCCCGGCGAUGGUGAUGAUACCGAUCAAGGCAGUUUCAGACCUGCCGGUGAUGCAACAAUGCAAAGCAAUGAGCUGGACAAUUCUCAAGAUUACGCAGAGAAGAAACGAAAGAAGGGCGGUCUAAGGGGUUUGUUCAGUAAAAUCUCAGGGAAAGAUUCUUUUGCACUUGAGUCUAGUCAAUCAUCUAGCAUUCUUCAACCUGACGGUCAACGUCAACAAGCCGCAAUGAUGAACAAUCGAAAUUCUCAAUCGCCUUGGACGCUACCUCAGCAACAAGAAUAUCAGUCUCCUCAGAUGAAUCAACAAAUGGAAACCCUCAAUAAUGCACGUUCUCCUUCUGCUUUCCCUACAGCAAGCACGGAAUCGGCAAACGUUGCCUCAGCCAAUGGACCACCGAAGAGGCCACCGAGAAAUCCUUCCAGAGGUACGUCAAGUCAACCCCCUUCGGAAAAUAUGCAAGAAGUGAAUUCCAAUCAAGGUUCUUCGAUGUAUACACAAACCCGUGCGCCAUACAAAGACUAUCCCGGUCCGCAACCGUUCACACAAUCUCAUCAACAACAAUACUUGAUCAACGGACCUACAAGUGGAUAUGGUGUUAAUGCCCAAACUUUCCCUUCUUACGAAGGAGGUGAAAGAGCCAUGCAUACUCGAAGUAGUAGUGCUGGCGGUGGUUUGAACGCUUUUACAUCCGAAUUUGGCGGAGAUGAGAAUGAAAUUAUGGCAGGCACCCGUGAUCGAUCUGUUUCAAGUGGUCCUCCUACAACGCAACAGAGCGGAAAGAAGACUAGAUUAUUGAAAUUACCUUUUGGUAAAAACAAACGUGAAUCAGUUGCCAAUUCGAUUGCUUCAAACAAGGCAGCAGGAACAAACGGUACGCCAAGCUUGAAGAGUCGUAGUUCCAGAGGAACGUUCGAUGAUGUCAACACGGCAAAUUUGUCUUCUGGAAUGAAUGGUUACAGUAACAAUCAAGUGUACGGUCGUCCAAGUUCCACGCUGCCAAACAGAGGUGAUUACCAUGAUCCUUCUUUGAAUAUGCCAUACGGAAAUUAUAGUGAUAUGGAUCAAGCUUAUCCUUCACCACAACCACAAGCUGCAUCUUCUUCCGGCCUAAAACCUUGGCUGCGUGCCAGACGUGGAAGUAGCAAUUUCGACGAAAGGAAUGGUAGCAAUACCGCCUUGCCGUUCCGUAGCCAAUCUGCUCUAGGUAUGAAUGAUCCUAUGGAUGAUCUCGAGGCAGAUGGACGAUCUUCAAGUCGAUUAGGCAAUUCUUCCAACACACCAAAAAAGGGUUUCUUGCCAAGGUUACGCACUAGCAGUCGUGCAGCUUUACGUGCUGUUGAUGAAGAUUGAAAAAAAUGGAAUCGUAGAUGCUCUUCUAAAUGCAAAAUGCCCAUCUUAUCCCCCAAAAAGAGAUGCUCUCUCACCUUUUAAAGACCAUGAACUUUACAUUUAUACUCUUGUAUUGCUUUAACAU